AUGGAAGAUGACCUUUAUGGAUUCUUAAAUGACUUCCCCUUUUGUGAAAAUAAAAUACAAGAGAUUCAUAAUAUUGCUGAUAGAAAAAUAUAUCAUACUUUUUGCUUUAGAAUUGCGAAAAAAUUUAAUUUUAAUGAUGAAGUUAAAACCAAUUUUAUUAAUGAUAUGUGCCCACAAGCUCUUUCAUAUUUGUUUGAUAUAAACAUUAAGGGCGGAUAUAGCAAAUAUAAGAAAGCAGGGUGUAGAUUCUUUCAUUAUUGGUUAUAUUAUCUUCUUAAGAAAUACAAUUAUUGUAAUUAUACAAAUGAUAUUUACAAUGAUAUGUUGUCGUAUCAUCCCACCGCACUAGGUACACCAACAUUUUGUACUGAUUAUAGUAAAAAAGCAACAUAUGAAGAAUUAGAAGAUCUUAGAGCUAUAUAUAAUUCCUAUAAAUGCUUAAAAAAAAUAAAUAAAGUUAAUGUAUCGGAUAAUUACACAAAAUAUUGCGAUUCCUUAAUAAAAAUUAUAGAUGAAAAUCAAAAACCAGUGGUACAUAAAGUUUUUCCGCAAGCUAAUUCACAAAUAUCAUCCCCUGAAGAAAAUAAUACACAAGAAAUACCACGCUCUUCUCGAUCUAAUAUUUAUACUCCGUAUGGUUCUUUAUUACGCCAUAAAAUAAAAAGGAUAAGAAUAAAGCUUGAUAAUAUUACUAAUACAAGAAAUGUACUGAAACCAACCGAAGUACCCAUAAACAUUCUCAACAGUAGUAUGUAUGAUAUGCUAUACAAUUAA
This is a messenger RNA of Plasmodium gonderi, 774 nucleotides long. RefSeq names its product variable surface protein. Bases 1 to 774 code for a protein of 257 amino acids. The transcript has 3 exons. The record is from RefSeq and is a predicted model, not a curated record. Lineage: Eukaryota; Apicomplexa; Aconoidasida; Haemosporida; Plasmodiidae.